AUGAACACGGACUUCUCGCCCUCAACCAUAGUCUCGGCACUCCCUCUGCUCUUCGGAGUGACCGGCACGAGCAUUGGCAUCUAUAGCUUCGUAUCGCCAUACAACGCAAUUCGUCUCUUUGGUCUUCAGAAUUCGGCUACCGAAAAGACUACUACCUCUUCGCAUUCUGAGGCCUUUCAGAAAUCUCUCAUCUACGCAUCUGGUCUACGAAAUAUCGGCACAGGUCUCAGCACGCUCGGCCUGUACGCCUUCUGGCAAUUCUCACCUAUCUGCCAGGUUAGCCCAUUGGCUGCCGCAAUCACCAAGAAAUGCAUGGGUAUCUGCUUCAUGUGUGGAACAUUCGUUGGCAUUGGCGAUGCUGUUAUUGUACGGCAAUUCGCCAACAAGGAUUACGUCAAAGGGGAGAGUGAGGACAAGGCUACGAAGGCCAGUAUCAGUCAUGCUGUGACUGGUGUUCUUAUUCUCGCAACAGGCCUUUUCUUGUAUCUUUGA
Fusarium coffeatum is the source of this 492-nucleotide messenger RNA. RefSeq lists its product as uncharacterized. Bases 1 to 492 code for a protein of 163 amino acids. The transcript has a single exon. The record is from RefSeq and is a predicted model, not a curated record. NCBI's taxonomy places the organism in Eukaryota, Fungi, Ascomycota, Sordariomycetes, Hypocreales, Nectriaceae.